Molecule: messenger RNA, 2313 nt
Organism: Adineta steineri
Lineage: Eukaryota; Metazoa; Rotifera; Eurotatoria; Adinetida; Adinetidae
Source: the annotation of a GenBank genome assembly
AUGCCAUUAAGAAUUUUUUUAAUCUUUUUUCUAACUCCCGUAUACGCAAUAAAUUUACUUGAUUUAUGUCAAUCUGGUAUUCGUGAUGAUGGUUCAAAUUAUGUUCAUUGUGCACGAAAAUCACUUUCAGAAAUUCCACAUUUUUCUUCACAUCGGCUAUUUAAUUUAGCAUUUGAUGAACUUAUUCUAUCUGAUAAUGCUAUAACACAUAUUGAUGCAAAUGCAUUCAAUGGUUUACGUAUAAAACGUUUAAUUAUGUCGGGUAAUCGUUUAAAAUCCAUUGAUAAAAAUGCAUUUCGUGAAUUAGAAAAUUAUCUUGAACAAUUAACAUUAGAAUUUGAUCCAACAAUUGUUGAUACAAUACCUGAAGCAAUACAAACAAAUCUUGCUAAUAUAAGAAGUUUAACAUUAACUGGUUUAAAUCUACGUACAUUACCAUCGAAUGUAUUUGAACAAAUGAAAAAAUUAGAAAUUUUAUCAUUAAAAUCAUGUAAUUUACAAUCGAUUGAUUAUGAUGCAUUUCAUUCAAUUGAAAAACAAUUACGUUAUUUAUAUCUUGAUUAUAAUCAACUUGAUAAUCGUAUAUCAAAUAUACUAAAUCGUUUAAUAACAUUAGAAACAUUAUCAUUAUCACAUAAUCAUAUAAAUCAAUAUGAAUUAAAAUUAAUUAAUAAAAAUCUUCGAUAUUUAGAUUUAUCAUAUAAUGGUUUAGGUAAAUUAUUUUUAACAAAUAUGAAAAAUUUACAAAUAUUAAAUGUACAAAAUAAUCUUUUAACUUCCGAACAAAUUAUUGGAACAAUACCAAAUCAAUUAAAAGAAUUAAUACUUGAUUUUAAUUCAAUACGAAUGUUUAAUGAAAAUUUUUUGCUGGAAAAUAAUCUAUUAGAAACUUUAUCAUUACAAAGUAAUGAUUUUUUAUUAAAUAAUUCAACAACAUUUCAACAUUUAAAUAAACUUAAACGAUUAAAUCUUGCAAGAAAUAAUAUUAAAAUAAUACCAAAAGGUUUAUUUAAUUUUACUGGUUCACUUGAACAUUUAAAUAUGGAUCGUAAUCCAUUACUUCCAUUAGCAAUUGAUACAUUUUCUGGUAUUGAAUCUUCAUUACGUAAUAUAAGUUGUCAAUCUUGUUCGUUAACAUCAGAUUCUUUACCAGCAUUUUCUCGUUUAAUUAAUCUUGAACGUUUCAAACUUCAAUCAAAUUUAUUUACUGAAAUAAAACCUGAUACAUUUUUUUCAUCUAUGCCAAAAUUAAUUGCUAUUGAUUUACAACGUAAUCAAUUAAAACAAAUAUCAUCAGAAUUUCCAAUAACAUUACGUGAAUUAGAAUUAGGAAAUAAUUAUUUGACAAAUUUACCAUUUAAUAAUAAAACAUUCCAACAAAUAUCUCAAUUAAUCACGUUAGAUUUAAGUUCAAAUCCACUGCAAUGUGAUUGUCAUAUUAAAUCUUUAUAUCAUUGGUUAUUAACACAUUUUCAAACUGAACUUGUUCCAUAUGUACAAUGGAUAUGUGCUCAACCAAAAGAACUUUCCGGUAAACAAUUAGGAUCUCUAUUAGAAAAUCAAUUGAUAUGUGAAGAUAUUCCAACAACAAUAACUACUAAUUCUAUUGAACUAACAACUGAACAUCAAAAUCUUCCUUCAUUUAAUGUUUGGUUAAAAGAUUCUGACAUAGCAAUUCUUGAAUGGUCCUAUAUAUUAUCUCCAUUAAAAUUAAUUGUCUAUGAAAAUGGUUAUAAAUUACCCAUACUUGAUUUAAAUUCAACAGAUAAUUAUUUUCUUCUUGAAAAAUUAAAAUCAUCAACAAAUUAUACUCUAUGUCUUGAAAGUAAUCAACAAAUUUUAUGUCGAAAUUUAUUAACACCAAUAAAAUCUCAACAAAAAAUUUUAUCAUUAUCAUCAUCAUCAAAAUUUAUUGAAAAACCUUCAUUUAUUAAUGAUAUACAAUAUCUUAUAACGGGUAUUGCAUGUGGAAUUAUUGUUGUAUUAGUUAUUCUUUUAUUAGUCAUCGUUUUUCUAAUGAAACAACGAGAAAAAUUUCAUCAUAAUUCAUCAAAAACAAUUGCAACAGAUUCAUAUUAUCAAACAACUGGUUCUGAUACAACACAAAUAGGUGGAUCAUGCUCAUUAGAUGAACGUUCAACACAACAAUCAAACAUAUCACCUAUGUUUUAUUAUUGUCGUUCACCGCCAAUAUCAAAUUGUUGUCAAGAACAACAACCCUAUCAUUUCUAUCAUGAAAUUCCAUUUACAACAUCAUCAAAUCAUUUAAAUCCACCACCACCGUGCCUUUGUAGACCACCUAUUACUAUUUAA